CACCAAGAGCUUGGCAACUCUGCAAAUGUGCGAAUGGGAAUCGAAAAAUACAGCACGUAUUCUACUACGAAAAUAAAUAAAUAAACACGGAUAUUAGGAGACGGGCAGGAUAGAAUGUCUGCGCGAAUGCUGAAGAAGCUGCAGGGCGACGCUGACAAGCUGGCGCCGCCACCGGAGGACGAGGAUUGCGAGGAGCUGUCGGACAAUGAUGAACUGGAGGACAGCGACAUGCGUCGCGACCGCAAGUCGCACCUGAAUCCAUUCGAUUUGCUCAAUCAACCCGGUCUGAGUCUCUCCGAAAGCGAAUUCAAGGAGGACGACAAUGAAACGGAGCACCCCUCAGCCGCCCUGCCGAAUUCCACUGCCACUGCGGCCAAGAAGAAGAAAAAGAAGCGCAAGAAGAAGGCCAAGUCCAGUGGCAACCACAUCAGCAGCGAGGACAACGAGCGCCAGGACAAGUACUUCGAGAAGGUGGAUCCGCUCCUUGGCAAGGUCUACGAUGCGGUGCCCAGGCAAUCGGCGAAACAGCUUGCUUCCGCCGCCGCCGCCGGAAGCUCUGCCACCAAGAAGCUUUUGGCCGUGGAGCUGCGACACCUGAAUUCGCAGAACGAGAUGCGACGCACCUUCGGCAAGAGAGUGGUCAAAGUGGAAACAAAGCGGGGCAGACAGAAGCCCACGUUAAAGUCGACCUACAUGGUGACUGCCAAGGAAUCGUGGCCGGCGCUGACCAAGAACACCAUCACCAUGAAGUUGCUGCCCGCCCCCGACUCGCCAUCUGUGUCCUCCAAAUCCAUCACGGAAAGUGGGGCCGAAAUCCAGUGGUUCGCCUUUGAGCACAGUCAGUACUACCAGGGAGUGCAGCACAUGUUUCUGUCCGCCCUCGAGCGCAUUGACUCGGAAUUCCUGAUUACACUGAUCAAACGAUGCCCCUACCAUGUGGACUCCCUGGUGCAGCUGAGCGAGGUGUGCAAGAUGACGGAAGACUUCGCCCUGGCCUCCGAGCUGUUAGAGCGCGCCCUACUCCUUCUGGAAUCGUCGCUGCACAUCAACUUCAGUCUGACAUCGGGCAACUGCCGAUUGGACUACCGCCGCCAGGAGAAUCGAUCCUUCUACAUCGUGCUAUUCAAGCACGCCCAGUACCUGGAAGAGCGCGCCUGCAGCCGCACGGCCUUCGAGAUUUCCAAACUGGUGCUUAGUCUGCAGCCGGACAUGGACCCGCUUGCCAUGAUAUUGGUCAUUGACUACUAUGCUCUGCGCAGCAAGCAGUUUGGUUGGCUAGUGGAGUUCUACGAGGAGUACAAUGCCGCCAGGAACCUCAAUCAGCUGCCCAACAUGGCCUACUCGUACGCUUUGGCUCUGCACACACUCUAUGGCGCCUGUGAGCGCUCCAACCAAGCGCUUCAGUACGCCCUGCUCAUGUUUCCGGGUGUGCUGCGUCCUUUACUGGACGAGAUGUCCGUGCAGACCGAUAAACGGGUGCUGGCCUCUUCGUACUUCUUUGCGGAUGUGUCGGGCAAUCAAUCGCCUGCCCUGCACCAGCUAGUGUGCCUGUAUGUGUGCCGUGCCCGAGUCGUUUGGCGUCAGAAUGAGGUGCUACCAUGGUUGGAAUCCAACGUGAAUAUAGUGCUAGAUCGCAUUGACAGUAAGGAUCCCCUGGUCGACGAAUACAAGGAGAAACGAUCGCUGCGGUAUGGUGGAACUCCACCAAAGCCAAUCCUGCGGCACGUAAUACUUUCUGAUUACAAGGAAAAGGUACCUCUGGCCGUCUUCGUGUCCAAGGAAAAGCAAGCCAUUAUGACCUAUGACCCACUGCCGCCACCGAACAGCGUCAACUGCUACCAGCGAAAAUCUUCGUCAAGUAGCAGCCCCACAACGAACACGAACAAUUCCGUUUCAAUGUUUUUCCAAUCGCUCUUGCCUUCGUUCAACAUCAACAACCUGGCUCAAGCUGCUCAGCCCCAGGAAGCAGGAGAAGCACCACUCGCAGGAGCAGCAGCAGCAGCAGCAGCUAUACCUGCUAACUUUGAAGCGGGCAUUGAAGCAGGAGCUGUCGGAGUCGCAGGAGCCAACGGAGAAACAGAAGAAGCAGGACUGCAGCAAUCGCUGACCCUUAUGAUGGAUGCCAUGCGGGACUUCCUCCAGAAUUUCCGGAUCGCCGAGCACUUGCGCUCACCGGAAACGGCGGCGGCGCAAUCUUCGAGCAGCAACGACGAGGAGGAGGGCUCCUCCGACUACGUUGAUUAGUCAAUUUGUCAAUUACGUGAAUCGUAACAAAGUUUAUCGGAUUUGGGGCUUGAAACUUGUCUUUACGGAAACCACCUUUUGCUAUUCCCUCAGCUAAGCGACACCGUCACAAAAUUAAAUAAAUAUAUAAUAUAUAUAUAUAUUAGAGCAAUUUGAACACAUACAGAACAUAUGAACUUAUAUGCAUUGAAUAAAAUUUUCCAGUACAAGCUUUAGAUCAAAAGCGACGACCGUGUUGAGCUUAAAGAUUGUUUUAUUGAUUUAUUUAAUGCCUUUUCAAUUACGCUUAUCAAUAUAACAAACAGAUUUCUCAUCAA
Molecule: messenger RNA, 2561 nt
Organism: Drosophila rhopaloa
Lineage: Eukaryota; Metazoa; Arthropoda; Insecta; Diptera; Drosophilidae
Gene: Nulp1
Product: transcription factor 25
Exons: 6
Coding region: 115-2244 (709 amino acids)
Cellular component (GO): RQC complex
Source: RefSeq, a predicted model, not a curated record